Filobasidium floriforme is the source of this 1704-nucleotide messenger RNA. RefSeq lists its product as uncharacterized. The transcript is spliced from 7 exons. Lineage: Eukaryota; Fungi; Basidiomycota; Tremellomycetes; Filobasidiales; Filobasidiaceae. Gene Ontology annotation, biological process: protein dephosphorylation. The coding region runs from base 1 to 1704 and encodes 567 amino acids. Gene Ontology annotation, molecular function: protein tyrosine/serine/threonine phosphatase activity. The record is from RefSeq and is a predicted model, not a curated record. Gene Ontology annotation, cellular component: nucleus.
AUGCAGGCAGAGCAGCAGAGACAGGAUGCUGGGAUGGAGCAGGAGGAACACAGACAGGAAGAGAUGGCGCAUAUGCAGUUGGUCUUGAAGGAAGGACUUUGGAUUGGGGAUGUUUAUGCUGCGCAGGACGAAAAGAGCUUGAAGGAGGCUGGGAUUACGGCCGUCCUCUCCCUUAUAAUCCCCGCGAUGACUAACAUCCCAUCCUCGAUCAAACACUUGUCGAUCACAAUCGAAGAUUCAGCCAACACCGACAUCCUCUCGCACCUGGACCAGUGUGUGGACUGGAUCGACUCUGUCUUGAGGGAAGAACGAGAGGAGAACAUCCAGCGUCAGCGAGACGACUCCACUUCGAACUCGGACAAAGGGGUCAUGGAGGGAGAAAAACAAGUCGACAUCGACAAUACCACCGAGGGGACCAAACCGAAGAUCCUGAGAAAGGGAGGCGUGUUGGUACACUGUCAAGCGGGGAUGAGUCGGUCGGCUACGAUCGUAGCUGCUUACCUGAUGAAGGUCUUGGGGGUCGGGGUGGAUGAGGCGUUGGACAUGAUCAGGAACGUCAGGCCUGUCAUCGAACCCUCGCAGACGUUCAGGGAGCAGCUCGAGGUGUACCAUUACGCCCGCUGUAGGGUCUCUAGGAAGGACAAGGAGACCCGUCGAUGGUAUCUCGAACGCACGGCCAUGGAGGUCAUGCAAGAAGGAGAAUUCGACCCGGAAGCCACUGAACACAUGGCCAAGUUCCCUUCGACCCCGACGCCCUCUCAACCGGCUACACCCGUGGGCGGGAUGGCGAGGAGGAAGAUCAGGUGCAAGAUGUGUAGACGACAACUGGCAACAAGGGAACAUAUGAUGGACCAUAUUCUCGAUCAGACGCCGAUGGUGCCUAGGUCGAGGACACCGUCGAUGAGCUUGACGUUGCCCUCGCCGAUGACCACUAUGGACGGACCGCCUUUGGAAUCGUCCAGAGCAAGUUCUCCGUCAAUGAAUGAGGGAGAGAGGAAGCGAAGGAACAGCCGGUUGGGGAGCAUGUCGAGCAUGACCUCGCCGUCCGUUUCGAGCCCGCUUGGGAUGUCCAUCUCGACUGCGACCAUGGACGAAGCCUUCGAAGAGGCCGUCGUUGAGGAACCAGGUCAAGCUCGUUCGAACUCGAACCCGACGGGCAGGAAAGUACUCGACGCCGAGGCUCUGGCGGCUUCGUUACCGCCUCAAUUGGCUGCUCUCCGAGCGGGCGUUCCAGGUCGACCGGGGACUCCCCCUACGGCCGCUUCGAACGCGGCCAGGAGGAUCUCUCAACCCAAUUCCAGCAAAACCGAUGCUUCGACCCCCUCGACGAGGAAUCAAGCGGCGAAACGGUUAUCGAUGAUGGCCCUGACGCCGAGCAUGAACGGCAACAGCGCCUUGAGCCGGUUGAGCAUGGACGAGAGCGCGAUCGCUAGUGACGGCGAACAGACCGGCUUUACUAGCAUGCAAAGGGAGCCGGCCAUUCUCAGCCACGAUUCCAAGUGUUCCGGAUACUUUGUCGAGCCGCUGACCUGGAUGGAACCGUUCUUGGAGAACGGGAACAUGGCCGGCAAGAUCCUCUGCCCGAACGAAAAAUGUAAAGCCAAGAUUGGGAACUAUGACUGGGCCGGUGUUCAGUGUGGUUGCAAGGAAUGGGUUGUGCCCGGGUUCUGUAUCGCCCGGAACAAGGUCGACGAAGUAUGGUAA